AGGGGUACAGAUUUGGGCCCUCCAUUUGUUUCUCAGCCAGGCCUGCAAACAUUCAUUUGGGCUUGGACCCAUUACCCGUCCUUAUCCUCUUUCCCCUUUUUUGCUCUCUUUUCUGUUUCACUUUGGAUUGUCCUUGUUGUUGAAGUGCUCGGCUGUCGUCCUCCGCUCUCUGUCAUGGCUUCCUCUCCAAAACAAGUGGGAGAGCAGAGGGCAAGGAGUUUUGACUUUGAAGCCAAGAGGAUGUGCUGGGCGAAGGCCGAAACUGUACCCAGUCGACAUCCUGAACGCUGGCGGAAAGAUUCCGCUGGAAACAUUGUCUGCAAACGCCUCUUCAAUUGUCAAGGAUGUCUUUGCUUUGAGUAUGACCACAUUAUUCCCUUCUCCAAAGGGGGUGAGUCCAUAGCAGAGAAUUGCCAGAUCCUUCAGACAAGGGUAAACAGGCUCAAAUCCAACAAGGAUGAGAUUGAUAUUAGUCGAUUAAAAAGCUACUCCUGUGAUAUCAAGUUCACUGAUAAGGAGCUAGAUCUAAUUGAAAUGGCUGUUUAUGGGGAUGUUAUCCGACCUGGAAAGCAAUGUCGUUGUAGAACUGUUGCUGAAGUUCUAGGACAAUAUAAGUCAAAGGACGGGGCUGCUCCCUGCAAGUUACCAUAUGCUGAUGAAUCCUUGUAGCAGGAUGUUAAGGGAGCCAUACAUUUCUCAGUUCUAUUUAUUGCGCAAGCUAUUAAAUAUUGUUGUAGUUCAAUGGCUUCAAUUGAAGUUAAACUUUUUAUGUAGCUCAACAGCUGUUUGAAUGAAUUCUCCUUUGUGAA
Molecule: messenger RNA, 809 nt
Organism: Capsicum annuum
Lineage: Eukaryota; Viridiplantae; Streptophyta; Magnoliopsida; Solanales; Solanaceae
Exons: 2
Coding region: 175-669 (164 amino acids)
Molecular function (GO): nucleic acid binding; endonuclease activity; zinc ion binding
Source: RefSeq, a predicted model, not a curated record